ACCGAAUCAGCCGACUUGUCACGUGAUUUGAAUUGGGUAAACAAACACGGUGGCGCGUUUGACAAGUGACUCGUGUUUUUUUCAAUCACUCUUUUAAAAUGGUUCAUUGUUGCUGUGUACGGGACUGUAAUAAUAAUUCUACGGUCACUGGUUUAUCGUUCCAUAAGUUCCCUGACGAUCCCUCACUAGCCAAGAUUUGGACAAUAAAGAUUAAGAGAAAUCAUCCAAAGGAUAGUUUUAAAGUUGGAGAACACACUAAAGUGUGUUCAGAACAUUUUUUAGAGACAGAUUUUAUCAAUUCUUUCAGCACGAAACGGCGACUACAAGCUGAGGCUAUUCCUUCAGUGUUUGCUUGGUCUAAGCAAGUUGUCGCUAGACCUUUUAUCAAAAAGARAAGAAGAUUGGAAGAGGAAAGGGAGCUAGCAUUGGCAGAGCAAACAGAAACAGCUUCAGAAGGGGAGGAAACUUUGGAAGUGGAAAGUAAAAAGAACAGGGUUUCACGAGGAAUUCAAGUAGACCGCGAUACUCCAUGUUUACACCGAUUUUCACUCGAAACUCUCUUGGAAAUGGCUGACACGACAAAGAAAAAAACAGACUACAUAAGUCAUCUCACUGGCUUUAAGUCAUACGAACGAUUCAUGGAGGUGUUAGAAUUUGUCCUUCCUGGUUUAGAUAGAAGUAAAAUCAUCUACUGUGACACUGUGGCAGCAAGUGAAACUCAAAUUGACAUGUCUGUACUGUUUGACAGUGACAAGACAACUGACAGUAGUGAAGAUUCACAGCUUGUUGAUUCUGAAAAUACUGAUGAUUUACUAGAAACCAAUGCACGGGAUCAUAAACUACCAGUUGAGGAUGAAUUCUUGAUGUUUAUGAUGAAGUUAAAGCUUGGCUUGACUAACUUAGAUUUGGCCAUAAGAUUUUAUAUUUCACAAGGCAGGGUAUCGAACCUAGUGAAUUCAUGGCUGAUAUACUUGUAUACCUUCUUUGGAAAGCUGAAGAUAUGGCCACAUCGUGAUGUCAUCAUUGAACAAAUGCCUUCAAAGUUCAAGGAAGAAUACCCAUCAACUAUGAUCAUAAUAGACUGUACAGAAUUGAAGAUAGAGUGCCCAUCAUCGUUGCUGAAACAGUCUGAGACAUAUUCUAACUAUAAAUCUACAAACACUGUCAAAGGUUUGGUGGGGGUUGAUGCUAAGGGUGGUAUAAUGUACGUAUCACACUUAUAUACUGGGCUUAUUUCAGACAAAGAAAUAGUCAAACGAAGUGGAUUUAUGAAGCUUUUGAAGAGAAAGAUAGAUGUUGGAGAGAUCCUAAGGGGAGAUAGCAUUAUGGCUGAUAAGGGUUUUGAUAUUAGUAGUGAGCUUUCUGAGAUUGGCCUAAAUUUAAACAUCCCUCCUUUCCUACGGGACMAGUCUUCAUUUAGUGAGGAUGAUGUCAUUAGAACCCAAACCAUAGCCCAGCAUAGAAUACACAUUGAGAGAGCUAUAGGCAAGGUAAGGCGGUUCCUUAUAUUHGCAAAACGACUGCCUGUCAGUAUGCUAGGUAAUGUUAAUCAGUUGUGGAGUGUUUGCUGUAUGCUUUCAAAUUUUAUGGACCCCAUAUUGUAAAGUGGAGAUCAGAAUAAAAAAGAAGUAUGUUCUUGAUAA
Messenger RNA from Exaiptasia diaphana, 1643 nucleotides. RefSeq lists its product as uncharacterized. The record is from RefSeq and is a predicted model, not a curated record. Lineage: Eukaryota; Metazoa; Cnidaria; Anthozoa; Actiniaria; Aiptasiidae. The transcript is spliced from 3 exons. Bases 99 to 1604 code for a protein of 501 amino acids.